CUGACUAAGCCCUUGCUGGGUCCACCCCACCUUCGGCACCAGCAACAUCCACACGACGUCCAUCAUCAAUGCUUCAUGCGUUCUUGUGACUUUGACACGCCUAGGGCGAGCGCAAUCUCUUUGCCCUCCAUGGAGGCGACACACGGUCAGAUCGCAGAGGGGAGCGCUGGGAACUAUGUAUUACGACCCGCUGAAGAAGAUAAUUUGCUUUCAAGCUAUUCUGGGUGGACUCCGAUUAAUCGCUCCGUAACGUGUCUUACGCCGUCACAGUCCCAGUCAAUCGCACAUAAUGCACAGCAAACUCUUACUCCUGCUGUGCCAGUCACACCGCCUGCCUCGUCGUCUCGAGUAAGCGGGCGCGGACGGAAGAGGAAUCUCGAUGCAAGCCCCAUAAACCACGAUCAAGUCGCCAAGAAGAAACCUGCGAAACGUUCAUCUACAGACAAGAAGCGACCCAAGAAGUCCGCUGCUACUAACAGGACUGUCGAUUAUGCACAUGCAGUGGAACCCGCACGUUCAGCUGAUCAGUAUUCUGUGCCUCCGAAGAUCCAGCCUGACGCGCUUCUCGAUGCAGAACCCAACAUGACUCCACGCCUCCGAUGUAAUGCGCUUGCAACACCUAACGCAACUGCAAAAGCUGGAAAGCAAGCGAGGCAGCCUUCCAUGGCCGGAAGGACUGAUCAUGCUACUCACCUAGACCGCGAAGACAGCAAAUCAGAUACCAUAGACUACUGCGCAGAAUAUGACGAGAUUUUCAGUUCACUUCUUGAUGAUGCCGCGCAUUCUACUGCCGUCUUUUCCAACUUCCAAGCCAGCUUACAUGACAUGCAACAUUGGUCGAGCCUUUCAUCCAACGAGCCUGCAAACGCAAAACUGCAAGAAUCUAACCUCAAAAGCACUUCUGAGGUCACUGCCUCUUCCGCGGCGGUUGCAUUCGACUGUUUGGUGGAGGCAACUAAUGUUCAAGGCCAAGCUGCGAUGUUGCACAAAUUCAAGUCGCCUGUGACGCCCAAACCCCAACAGCUCAUGGAUACAACGGCUAGCCCAGAGCCUGACCGUAAACCUAUCGUCAGAUCACCGUUUCCCUCUCCGGUACUCAACCGAUCACCUGUUGUUGGGCUGUCGCCCGGCUUACUCCUCAGAACCUGCUUUCGGAUCGGUGAAGCAAUCAACCAAGCUUGCCACGCGGCCAAGAACAAACAGAAAGUUGUCUUCGAGCUCUAUGCUAGGAUUGUGAGCUCUCAACGUGACAAUGACAAGCAAGAAUUCGUUUUCUGCGAUUUGUUCCAUGAGAAGCUGCCGCACCUCCGGGGCACUUACAGUGCAGCCAUCUGGAAGCAUGUGGAUCUGUAUGAGUACGACAGCAGACGACUCUUGACGGAAAAGAGAAUGUGCCGUUGCAUGGGAGAGAUCAAACGUGAUGGAAAAGAGUGGGUCAUGAUUGUCUUCAAUAUCUGGCAGGCGACAUGGGAGGAUGUAGAGUGGGUGGAAGGCAUCGUCAAUGCCUGA
Periconia digitata is the source of this 1509-nucleotide messenger RNA. The record is from the annotation of a GenBank genome assembly. NCBI's taxonomy places the organism in Eukaryota, Fungi, Ascomycota, Dothideomycetes, Pleosporales, Periconiaceae.